Molecule: messenger RNA, 1220 nt
Organism: Chiroxiphia lanceolata (lance-tailed manakin)
Lineage: Eukaryota; Metazoa; Chordata; Aves; Passeriformes; Pipridae
Gene: DNAJC17
Product: DnaJ heat shock protein family (Hsp40) member C17
Exons: 11
Coding region: 115-1137 (340 amino acids)
Biological process (GO): spliceosomal complex disassembly
Cellular component (GO): spliceosomal complex
Molecular function (GO): RNA binding
Source: RefSeq, a predicted model, not a curated record
CGGAAAGGCCGGUUUUGCCGGUGUCGGCGUUAUUUUAUCCCGGGUUUACCGAUAUUGGCGUUAUUGCCCUCAAUUUGCCCUUGUGCCUUCUCAGUCCCGCCUUUGGAGGAGGGAAUGGCUGGGAGGGAGAGCUGUAGAGUUGGUCUGCGACGCUGUUCCCCUCGCUUGCUUAUUCAUGUGCCUCCAGAAGGAAAGUCGGGAUGUUUAUCCGAAAAUCCAGCUGUUAGAGGUGAAGACAGCGUUCCGGCAGAAGGCCCUGACGUGCCACCCGGACAAGAACCCGGACAACCCCCGGGCAGAUCCCUCACAUGGUUUCCUGCAUCUUACCCUCAUUUCUUCUCCUUCCCAGCGGAAAUCUUCCACCAGCUGUCCCAGGCCUUGGCCGUGCUCACAGAUGCAGCAGCCAGGGCAGCAUAUGACAAGGUGAGGAGGGCGAAGAAACAGGCUGCAGAAAGGACACAGAAGCUCGAUGAGAAGAGGAAGAAAGUAAAGCUUGAUCUUGAGGCCAGAGAACGAGAAGCCCAGUCCCAGGAGAACGAAGAGGAGGAGAUCAGGAUAACGAGAUCAUUAGAAGAAGAAAUAAUCCGCCUGCGGGAGGAGGGCUCCCGGCAGCUGGAGGAGCAGCAGAGGCUCAUCAGGGAACAGAUCCGGCUGGAAAGGGAGCAGCACAGCCAAGGCAAGCAGGAAAGAAAUGGAGCAGAAGGCAAAGUAACUCCUAAACUCAAGCUCAGAUGGAAAUGCAGGAAAGAAGAUGAGACAGGAGGGGGAUACUCCAAAGAUGUGCUGCUGCAGAUCCUGCAAAAGUAUGGAGAUGUGCUCAAUUUGGUGAUCUCCAGCAGGAAGACUGGGAGUGCAGUGGUGGAAUUUGCUACGGUGAAGGCGGCAGAGAUGGCUGUGAAGAAUGAAGUUGGCCUGAUAAACAACCCUCUGAAGAUUUCCUGGCUGGAGGGGCAGCCCCGGAGCCACCCCAGCACUGUCCUCUCUGACAGCACCAGCCAGCCCAGGACCUCACAGGCAUCCGUGGUGUCGGAGCGGGACUACGAGAGCCUGGUGAUGAUGAGGAUGCGCCAGGCAGCCGAGAGGCAGCAGCUCAUCGAGCAGCUCCGGCGGGAAGACGAGGAAGAGUCUCACACUUAGCGUGACAGUAUGGAUUCUCCCCCCCCUCCACCCCCCACCCUGAGCUCUUUCUUAAUUUAAGUCAAUAAACCUCCUUUUUUAAA